AUGUUGCUGUUUCAACCCUCGAGAAGACGAUCUGUGCUACCAAGCAACAAUGGAUCAAUACUGAGCCACCUGCGCAGAGGCCUAUCUGGUUUUCGAGUUGUCGAUCAUGUCAUACCCGCCCAACAUACUCGGCAUUGGCCAAGGGGCACGGAAGUGGGCUGUGAGAAUAGCUUGAGGCUAGCUGUAAAGCAGUAUAUACCCAAGACCAACACUGAACCGCGGUCUGGAGACAUCACCUUUAUUGCCGCCCACGGCAAUGGCUUUCCCAAGGAGAUGUACGAACCCUUGUUUGAUGACCUCGAGGAGAAGAUGCACGGUCUUGGGCGGAGGAUCCGUGCCAUCUGGAUCGCCGACAUGGCUCAUCAAGGUCAAAGUUUCGUUCUCAAUGAAGCUGUCGUGGGAAAUGACCCAAGUUGGUGGGACCAUGCUAGGGAUCUCCUCUACCUGAUCAACCAGAAGCAAAGUGACAUGCCUCAGCCUCUUGUGGGCAUCGGCCACAGUAUGGGUGGAACACAACUGACGCAACUUUCACUCCUUCAUCCUCGAUUGCUGCAGGCUCUUAUCCUGAUUGAUCCAGUCAUUCAAAUCGAGAACCCCAGCAGGACGUACGCCCCAGCCGCAACGUACCGGCGUGACCUUUGGCCAUCAAGGCAAGACGCUACCAAACGUUUUGCUGGCAAUAAGUUCUAUCAAGCCUGGGAUCCGCGAGUGCUUAGAAAGUGGAUCGAGUAUGGUCUGAGAGACUUACCGACAGCACUCUAUCCCGAAAGAGGGAGCAACGCAGACCCGCCGGUCACAUUGAGUACUCCAAAGGCGCAAGAAGUGUUUUCAUACCUGAGGCCGAAAUACUAUGGAACCUCGGUUAAUCCGCCUGAAAAGGGUCGGACCGUAUACGGGGACAUACAUAAGGACGAUGUUGAAGACUAUCCAUUCUAUCGACCGGAGCCGGCACAAAUGUUUCGGAGACUUCCUGAGUUGAAGCCGCCGGUCUUGUAUAUAUUUGGGAACAAGUCUGAACUUGCAACACCGGAGCUAAGACGAAAAAAGAUGGAAUUUACGGGUAGUGGAGUUGGAGGUAAUGGUGGACAACAGGCAGGACAAGUGAAAGAGAUUGUCCUUGACUGUGGUCACCUGGUACCCAUGGAAAAGGUGAAGGAGUGUGCAGAUGCUGCGGCCGGGUUUACUGUGUCGCAGAUAGCUCGUUGGGAAGAGAAGACUCGAGAGUGGCAACGGCGCUGGUUAGAAAGACCUCGACAAGAGAGAGUCGGGAUAGAUGAUGAGUGGAGGGACAAGAUUGGACCUAGACAGCCCAGACGGUAG
Messenger RNA from Capronia coronata CBS 617.96, 1320 nucleotides. RefSeq lists its product as uncharacterized. NCBI's taxonomy places the organism in Eukaryota, Fungi, Ascomycota, Eurotiomycetes, Chaetothyriales, Herpotrichiellaceae. The coding region runs from base 1 to 1320 and encodes 439 amino acids. The transcript is spliced from 4 exons. The record is from RefSeq and is a predicted model, not a curated record.